CUGCAUUUUAGACACAGAAAUCAAUUUGUUUAGGGCCUUGAAGGAAAAAUAAUCACCAAAAUAAUUUUAGAGAUAAAAGGUGGCAUCCUGUUAAUUUGAACAAAACUUCUGAUUAAACCUGCAGCAGCUGAGAGGCCAGAAAUUCUCUGUAUGGGCCAGGAAGGUGAAGGUGCUGCAAGGGAGGAAGGGCAGAGGCACGAGUUACCUGGGCUCAGUGACACUGGAUGGGGAGCUGAUGCUGAGUACCAAAUUCCCAGAGGUUGCUUUCCCUGGUGUCCAUACCACUGCCAUGGGUGCAAAGUGUGGGAAGCCUGUGUUAGGAGAGAGGGGGCAGAAGUCAUGGUUGCCUUUGUGAUCCUGAUUCUGUGUGUCAUGGGCACAAAGUACAGCUCCAGCACUGUUGGACAUUGCAGGGACAACACACAGAGCAGCUCGUUUUGCCUUUUCUUCUCUGUGGCAGAACAGCCUGUGCUUUGGGUCUGCCCCAUCCCAGGUACGUUUGCUUUAACCCUGUGGAGCAGCUCUCAGGCCUCUCCUUUGUUGAAUUUGGGAAUUGCAGGUCUGUACCUGUAGGAGUGAGGCAGCAGGAGCUGUGGCAUGCUCAGGAGAGCGGGACCGUCCCUGCGUCACUUCUGGCUGGAGAGGAACAGCGGUGCUGGACAUAGCUCCUGCUCCAGAGAGGCAAAAAUGUCAAAGCCAGUGCAAGCUCGGAGGCUGGAGGGAAUAGAUAAAAAUAUCUGGGUGGAGUUUGUAAAACUGGCUACUACCUACUCCAAGGUGAACCUGGGCCAGGGCUUCCCUGACUUCCCUGCACCAGACUUUCUGACAGAGGCACUGGCGAGAGCCCUCGGCGGGGGGAACCACAUGCUGCACCAGUACACCCGUGCCUUCGGCCACCCACCUCUGGUGAAGGUCCUAGCCCAGUUCUUUGAGAAGCUGCUUGGACGAGACCUGGAUCCUAUGACCAAUGUGAUGGUGACUGUGGGGGCAUACCAAGCCCUGUUCUGCUGCUUCCAGGCUUUAGUGGAUGAAGGUGAUGAGGUGAUAAUCAUUGAACCCUUCUUCGACUGCUAUGAGUCCAUGGUGAAAAUGGCUGGUGGGACACCUGUGUUUGUUCCUCUGAGACAGAAUCCUCCAAAAGAUGGAAAAUUGAUGUCUAGUGCAGACUGGCAGCUGGACCCAGCUGAACUGGCUUCUAAAUUCAGUGAGCGGACUAAAGCCAUCGUCCUGAACUCACCCAACAACCCUCUGGGCAAGGUGUUCAGCCGCGGGGAGCUGGGGCUGAUUGCAGAGCUGUGUGUGAAGCACGACGUGCUGUGCAUCAGCGACGAGGUGUACGAGUGGCUGGUCUACGACGGGAAGCAGCACAUCCGCAUCGCCAGCUUGCAGGGGAUGUGGGACCGCACGGUGACCAUUGGGAGUGCUGGGAAGACCUUCAGUGCCACUGGAUGGAAGGUGGGCUGGGUUGUGGGACCCGACAGGCUGCUGCAGCACCUCCGUACUGUGCACCAGAACUCAGUGUACCACUGUGCUACUGUUGCCCAGGAGGCCGUGGCUCAGGGUUUCCAGAGGGAGCUCACACUCUAUGGAAAACCAGAGAGUUACUUUGUCCAGCUGCCCAAGGAGCUGCAGCGAAAGAGAGACUGGCUGAUUCAGAGCCUGGAUGAUGUGGGGAUGAAGCCCAUCAUCCCUGAGGGUACCUACUUCCUGGUGGCAGACAUCUCCCAGUUCAAAUCUGAUGUCCCUGAUGUCCCCAACUCAGAUGAGCCCUACGACUACAGAUUUACAAAGUGGAUGGUCAAGAACAAGGGGCUUGCUGCCAUCCCACUCUCUGCUUUCUACAGCGAGGCCCACAAGAACAACUACACCAAUUUCAUCCGGUUCUGCUUUGCAAAGGAGGAAGCUACACUGAAGGCAGCAAAUGACAUAUUGCAAAAAUGGAAACAGGAGAAAACCAGCUCCUAAAUACACUGAGAUAACCAGGCUCUCCUUGGUCCUCAUCUGUCCUGACUGCUCUUCUUCACUUGUCUACAAAUUUUGAUAUAUUCUUACUUCAAUGCUUUCAACAACAUUUUCUGUCAGACAAAUGGUUAAGUUUUCCAGGCCCAGGACCUGGGGGAUAUUUUCAGUCACUGUGAAAUGAUUUCAAGAAGUGAGAUUUUGUGUGCACUGACAGUAUUUGACGUUUCUUACAUGUAAAAACUUUGCUAAUCGGUUCUGGGAUACAUCCAGGUGGGGAUGGCUCCUGGGAUCUAUCUCACCACCAAAUUCUGAGAAGGUGUUUCAGGACCUACCUUUAAGGCCAUGCUGGAGGGUUAGUGUGGCUUGUCUUGCUCCACAUCCCCACUCAGGGCACCCAUUUCCACUGGCACUCACAUUCCCACAGGACUAGCCAGUAUCACCAGCCAUCAGUAAGGUGACUCCUGUGAUCCUGACAAUGACAAACCCAGUGAAAUGAUCAUACACUAUUUUCCCAGUAUUUUUUUUCUGUGCAUUUCUGGGGAAGAUAACCACACAAUUGGUUUCCCCCCAGGAAACAGGCUUUCACCAGUAGCCUGGCUAUUGUCAAACCUUCCAAAUUACUCCUGGCACUUUCUCAGGGUUUGGCAGCAUCAUCCAGGCUGCAGAGCAAAACCUUCUCUGGGCUUUGACAAAUGCAUACAGUGGCAGGGGAGACUGGGCACCAUGGCCUUGGCUGCUCCUACUGCUGGUGGGGUAACAUGAGCAAUUCUGGAGAGGUAAUUCUUGCAUCAGCAUUGAUUUCAGCAUGGAUAAGAGUGUAAAACAUCAUCAUCAACCACAGAGGAGAUGUGUGCAACAGACUGUGCAAUGAGUGUUUGCAGCAGUUAAAUUAUUAAAGUGGAAUUACUGCA
Molecule: messenger RNA, 2873 nt
Organism: Oenanthe melanoleuca
Lineage: Eukaryota; Metazoa; Chordata; Aves; Passeriformes; Muscicapidae
Gene: KYAT1
Product: kynurenine aminotransferase 1
Exons: 13
Coding region: 598-1965 (455 amino acids)
Biological process (GO): biosynthetic process
Cellular component (GO): cytoplasm; mitochondrion
Molecular function (GO): L-kynurenine:2-oxoglutarate transaminase activity; pyridoxal phosphate binding
Source: RefSeq, a predicted model, not a curated record